This is a messenger RNA of Parnassius apollo (apollo), 777 nucleotides long. NCBI's taxonomy places the organism in Eukaryota, Metazoa, Arthropoda, Insecta, Lepidoptera, Papilionidae. The record is from the annotation of a GenBank genome assembly.
AUGUUCUGGAAAGUAAUAUUAGAUAAAAUAUUAGGAGUAAAUAUUCCAAAAACAGAAGUUAUUUCAGAAGAUCAUUCAAAUGUAAGAGAAGUUAUUCACGAUGUAGCCAAAGAUUGGCAAAAGGAAAUAUUAGAACAAACUACAUUUGUAAAAAAUUUUAUUCCACCAAUAACUAACAACAAUUUUGUGUUGAAACAAGUUGAAAGUGCAAAUACUGACGCAAAUGUGUCAAGUUCGCAAAAUGAAAAUCUAAACGGUGUAAAUAAGCUAGCCAACUUAAAUUUUAAACCAAACAAUAGUGAAUGUAACUGCAGUUUACUAAAUAAAAAUAGCGGCUGUACGUUGACAAGUGCUGUGAAGUUAUCGGACGCUGGUUGUGACCCUCUUAAUAUAAGUUAUAAUGAGAAACUUAAGUCGUACAAAUAUUGUUUAAAAAAAGUACAGGAACAAUUACAAAAACAAGUUAUUGAAGUAAAUGAGUUGAAAAAGGAGAAUGAUGCUCUUAAAUACAAACUUCAAGAAAUGCGCAAAAAGUCUUCACUUAAGACACUUUACGCUCCCACAGCUUUAAGUCCUGUUUGUGAUGUAAAUCAAGUGCUUAAACCUUUUGAAACCAGUUCUGAAGAAAACCUUAAUGCUGAUUCAACGAAAAAGACCAAUUCGGAAGUUAUAAUAACUUUAAAGAACUGUAAAAAUGAGGUGAAGUAUAUAUGGGAUAUAGGUAUAUGUAUGUACAAUAAAAAUUUACUGCUCUCUGCCGCUACUACCACAGCCUAG